AUUUAAAUAACUAGGCAUGCAAUGUAUUCAUUUGCGAUUUCAUUUGUUAAUCGUAAUUAAAGAUUAAUCGACAAAUUUUUUUCAUAAAAUGAGUCUUAUCCAGAUGGAGGAUAAUGAUAGCAAAACAUAUACUCAAUCUGUCCAAAGAAGACUUGAAAGUAUGGUACAGUACAGAAAUGAUAAUUGGAAAAUGUCACAUGGUUUUAUUAAUACUACUCAAAAAAACGUGGUUUUGCAACAAAAUUCGACCUAUCUGCUCUGUACCUACAAAAAUAGGUUACAAAAUGCUUGUCCAGCUGACAUUAAACUGCUGAAACGUAACGUUCAGGAAGACUUAAAAUCAAAAUAUGACGAAUUAAAAUCUGAAGAUGUUGAUUUUGAAGAAUGUGAAGCAGAUUUAGACAUACAUCCUAGUGAGUUAGCAAUAGAUCCACCAAAAGUGAAGAUUUGGGACGAAUACAGGAAACUGAUAGAAUUAUCAAGACAAAAACCAAAAUCAAAACUUAAGCAAUCAUUGAUACACGUGACAUCGUUACCAAAACUUUAUGUCAAUAAGUAUAUCUAUUAAAUAACGGUUAAAAACGUUGAAUUUCAUAAUCUUCGUAUUAAAUCUUCCGAACCAGGUCUUACUCCAAGCUACGAUCAGGUUUGGACAGUCGAGUGAAAAGAAGCAUACUAAAAUCUGAUACCCAAAAGAGUAUAUUAGUGGCCAACACGAAUUACGUGCAAUUUCGUAAUUUUAAAUUGAAAAAGAUGUAUAAGGUUCGUCUUGACUAGUUU
This is a messenger RNA of Bombus pyrosoma, 780 nucleotides long. RefSeq lists its product as uncharacterized. The transcript is spliced from 3 exons. NCBI's taxonomy places the organism in Eukaryota, Metazoa, Arthropoda, Insecta, Hymenoptera, Apidae. The record is from RefSeq and is a predicted model, not a curated record. Bases 89 to 568 code for a protein of 159 amino acids.